AUGCAUAAUCCUCCAUUGUUGCAGACUGUCGCGGAGCAGCGUCCGGCGGCGCCCCCUGAGAUGCAGGCGCGGCACAGCCUCUGGUGGCAUCUCUCCAUUGACUUGCCUAUUCUACUUCUAGUUGCGGCUCUAUGCAUACUUCUGGAGGUGGGAGCGCUGCCGAGCAGACGAAAUGGGUUCAAAUGCAACGAUCCGGAUCUCUCCUACCCGCACACAGGGGACUCCAUUUCCAUUACCCUCGUCGCUGUAAUCACUGUUAUGAUUCCUUUUAUUGUUAUGUGGGGUGUUGAAACGAUCCUCCAACAAGAUGACGAAUACACAAUGAAGAAGAGUAAGCUUAUCGAAAGUGCAAAAACCGUGUCCCUUGUCUACCGGGACUACAUCUACGGCGCUGUGGUCAACUUGACCGUAUUAGAAGUAAUUAAAUGUGUGGUUGGAUCUCCGAGACCCACGUUCUUUGACCUAUGUGAACCAGACAAAGCAAUGACAUGUAACAAUUCGGAGUAUGUAAGCAGCUACACUUGUACCUCUACAAAAUACUCGCGAUACCUGCGGAUUGAUUCAAGCAGGAGUUUUCCCUCUGCUCAUGCUUCGCUCUCGAUCUACUGUGGCCUCUUUUUGGCAUGGUACCUUCAACGACGAGCGUUCAGUUGGCACAACCGCUCGGUCCUGUUGGUGCCGCUACUCCAAAUUCUCUGCAUCAUAUACGCGGCAGUCUGCCCCUUGUCAAGGCUCACGGACCACCGCCACCACUGGUGGGAUGUGCUCGCCGGUGGUGUCAUGGGCUUCAUCAGUGCUCUGUAUACGGUGCUAGUUCUAUGCAAGAACUUCUCGCAGCCGUCAGUGGUGAGCACCAGCGAUAUUUCGAGCAGCGACGGAAACAACCACCAGUCGGUGCGACGUCUGCUCUCCAGUGAGCCCCGGGUCGUGGUGCCCUAG
Parnassius apollo (apollo) is the source of this 939-nucleotide messenger RNA. The record is from the annotation of a GenBank genome assembly. NCBI's taxonomy places the organism in Eukaryota, Metazoa, Arthropoda, Insecta, Lepidoptera, Papilionidae.